Pogoniulus pusillus (Red-fronted tinkerbird) is the source of this 1110-nucleotide messenger RNA. RefSeq names its product serine/arginine-rich splicing factor 7-like. Bases 105 to 821 code for a protein of 238 amino acids. Gene Ontology annotation, molecular function: zinc ion binding; mRNA binding. The record is from RefSeq and is a predicted model, not a curated record. The transcript has 9 exons. Lineage: Eukaryota; Metazoa; Chordata; Aves; Piciformes; Lybiidae. Gene Ontology annotation, biological process: mRNA splicing, via spliceosome. Gene Ontology annotation, cellular component: nuclear speck.
GCAGCUCCUCCCCUCAGCGGCCGUGGGUUCGCGCAGCCGCCGCCACCGCCGUCCCUCCAUUCACAUCGAGGGAUUGCUCGGGGCUCGGCUCUGUCGUCGGCGGCAUGUCGCGAUACGGGCGAUACGAGACCAAGGUGUACGUGGGGAACCUGGGCACGGGCGCCGGCAAAGGCGAGCUGGAGAGAGCCUUCAGCUACUACGGGCCGCUGAGAACCGUGUGGAUCGCGAGGAACCCGCCGGGGUUCGCCUUCGUGGAGUUCGAAGACCCGCGGGAUGCCGAGGAUGCUGUGCUCGGCCUCGAUGGAAAGAUAAUAUGCGGCUCCAGGGUUAGGGUGGAAGUGUCGACGGGGAUGCCUCGUCGCUCCCGUUACGACAGGCCUCCUGCGCGGCGCCCCUUUGACCCUAACGACAGAUGCUAUGAGUGCGGUGAGAAAGGCCACUAUGCUUACGAUUGCCACCGCUAUAGCCGCCGGAGGAGGAGCAGGUCCCGGUCUCGGUCUCGCUCCAGGUCCCGUGGAAGGAGGUAUUCUCGCUCACGCAGCCGGAGUCGCGGUAGGAGAUCGAGAUCAGCUUCCUACCGCAGGUCCAGGUCAAUAUCUCCUCGUAGGUAUAGAUCCUUCUCGCCCCGCCGAUCUCGUUCCGGUUCUUUGAGGAGAUCAAGGUCUAGAUCCAGGUCCCGCUCAAGGUCUCGCUCUGUUGUGUGGCCUCGAAGCAGGUCUGGGUCCCAUGGUAGAUCUAAAUCUGGCUUACCUGCUAAAAGUCGCUCCAAGUCCAGAUCACCAUCUCCAAAGAGAAGCCACUCACCAUCAGGAAGCCCUUGAAGGAGGAGUGCCAGUCCUGAAAGAAUGGAUUCAAAUUUAAAACGUUUCAGAAGAAAAUUUAUUUUGUUUACAUUACUAUAAGGGAUUUUUGUGGUGUCUUUAUAAAUGUUAAGGGCUUCAACUGUUAAGGCUGUUUCUAUUUGACUAACAAUUGGCAUGAUCCUUUGACAAGUCUUACCGGUAGACUAAUGCAAACCUUUUUGUUGUGUUCCUGUUGUGUGAUCUGGAGCUGUUGGGCUUUUUUUUAUCAGCUCACUGAAAUAAUAAACUCUUAAUUUCUAACUAAGAA